Molecule: messenger RNA, 468 nt
Organism: Arachis ipaensis
Lineage: Eukaryota; Viridiplantae; Streptophyta; Magnoliopsida; Fabales; Fabaceae
Product: coatomer subunit gamma-like
Biological process (GO): endoplasmic reticulum to Golgi vesicle-mediated transport; intra-Golgi vesicle-mediated transport; protein secretion
Cellular component (GO): COPI vesicle coat; endoplasmic reticulum-Golgi intermediate compartment; Golgi membrane
Source: RefSeq, a predicted model, not a curated record
AUGUUCUACCAUCGUCGGCCGUCGCACUCCUCCCUAUUCUGCUUCACUGCGUUUGCCUCCCCUCCCCUGUUCGUCGCCAUUGUUCUUCACUGCCGAUCUGCUUCAAUUCUACCCUGUUCUCCAAGGACAAAUUCCAGUGAAGAUUGUAGUUUGUUUGUCGACUAUGGAAUGAAAAUAUGUCCUAGAAUUCAUGUUGUUAUUAUUAUGAGGGUUGCAAUGACACAUCCAAUGGCUGUAACUAACUGCAACAUCGACAUGGAAAGUUUAAUUUCUGACCAGAACAGAAGCAUUGCUACACUUUCUAUUACCACUCUUUUAAAGACAGGAAAUGAAUCAAGUGUAGAAGGUCUUAUGAAGCAAAUUACAAAUUUCAUGUCUGAUAUUGCUGAUGAAUUCAAAAUUGUUGUUGUAGAAGCAAUGAGAUCAUUGUGCUUAAAAUACAUACUUGUGAAGGAUUUAAAUGUGUGA